AUGGCGGCGAGCGAGAUGCCCGACGGCGAGUGGGCGACGCAGUACUGCCCGAUUGGCAUGCACUGUGGCUUUGCGAAGAACGGCUGCCCGGUCAAGAUUGAGCGGCUGGGCCGCUUCGACCUCAAGGGCAUCACGAGCACGCCAAACUACCGCAAGAAGCUCAACGCCUUCUACCUGGGGCUCGUGGAUUGCCUGCAGCGGCGGCUCGACCAACACGCGGCCGACACGGCCAACCUGACCGAGGGUCAGACGUACGAGAUCUUCGACCUCGCGGGACUGGGCACGCACAUGCUCACCUUCUCCGCGCUCAACUUCACGAAGGACGUGCUCUCCGCCUUCGCGACGCACUACCCGUCCUCCUUCCGCAAGGCGACCGUCAUCAACGCGCCCGGCUUCGCCAACGGCGCCUGGCGGAUGGUCUCGACGGUGCUGCCAAAGUCGGUCAAGGAGAAGGUAAACAUCAUGGGCGCGGACUACAUGGACGUGCUGCGCGCGGAGCUAACCGAGGAGGCGCUCUACUGGGUCGACGCGCCAAACGAGGAGCUGGUGCACGCGCCUCGCCGAGCCGGCGAGGCGGUGCCCGAGCCGAGAGAGGAGGCGGCCGGCGCGCCCGCGGUCGCCGCGAUUGGCGACUCGCCUCGCGACGGCGCCUCCCCGUGAGGGCGGCCAGAGCGCCACCACCGGGCGCGGCAGCAGCUCGGGCUCCGUGCAGCAGCUCGGGCUCUGUCGCGCCGUGUAGCGUGGGCGGGUGGUGGUGGUGCGGUGCAGGUAUGCGGCCGAGGAGGUCCAACGAGGCUUCUAGCGGUGCAGAGGAGGGUGCAGCCAGUAUAUGCCCGCCGCACGGCCCGGGGCUCGUUGGACUUGGAGGGACGUGUGGCUGUGCGGGGGGGCGAGGUGCGCCGACGCACGUAGUUGAAGGCUGUUUAGGUGGUUGCGCGUUGCGCCAAUGCGUGGCAAUGAGCACAUUUUGUCUCGCUGACCCGCGAGCCGGGUAUGCUCAAUCGUGUGCGAGCGCGGGGGCGCGGGCGCGGGCGGCGCCGCGCCCAUUAA
Molecule: messenger RNA, 1050 nt
Organism: Emiliania huxleyi CCMP1516
Lineage: Eukaryota; Haptophyta; Isochrysidales; Noelaerhabdaceae
Exons: 5
Coding region: 1-660 (219 amino acids)
Cellular component (GO): cytoplasm
Source: RefSeq, a predicted model, not a curated record